Molecule: messenger RNA, 1406 nt
Organism: Venturia canescens
Lineage: Eukaryota; Metazoa; Arthropoda; Insecta; Hymenoptera; Ichneumonidae
Product: protein Abitram
Exons: 3
Coding region: 472-1266 (264 amino acids)
Biological process (GO): regulation of filopodium assembly; regulation of actin filament polymerization; dendrite morphogenesis
Cellular component (GO): nucleus; lamellipodium; filopodium tip
Molecular function (GO): actin filament binding; actin monomer binding
Source: RefSeq, a predicted model, not a curated record
AUUUUAUUGUGUCUAUAUGGUCUAUAUAUUUAUUAGAUAUAUGUAACGUCUCCUUGUGUAACGUGAUCUGUACCUCUGUACGUAAAAAAAUGAUUUUACAGUGUUUAUACUGAUUGUAGGUACAUUUGAUUGAUUUUACAUAAUUACGAAUCUGUAUAUAUAACUAGAAAAAUACGCACCGGCUAGAUUUAUCCUUUACAUAAACAUUAUUGGAAACUAAAUAAUGACCGAAUAUAAAUCAUUGGCUGCACACAAUUCCGCUUGCAACGAACUUUAUUACCUAUUUCAAGAUUGCGAACGCGAGCAUCCCGUCGGAAAAGUAUUUGGUGGCUGUUAUCAAUUCCAAAAAGAUUUUCGCAAUUGCAUAAAAGAGCAGAGAGUUAUACAGCAAGCAGAAAAUUUGAAAAAAGCAAGAGAGAAACAGCAGCGAAUGAAAGAAAAGUUGGCAGAAUUACAGCAGAGUGAAAAGCAAUGAUGAAAACUUCGGGGGAUAUUGUUGUUGAUUCAAAAAAUUCACAAAUCAUGGGUUUGGAAGAAGUUAUUGACACCCAAGACCAAGAUUUCCCAGAGGAUGAGGAUAUAUUUGAAAUGGUGGAGGAAGUAAAUUUAAAAGAUCCAUUACCCGACAUAACUCAACGUUAUUUCACGUCUUACUACAGAAUGAAUUUUCCCCAAGAAGGUCACGACAUUUGUAUAAGAAUGCAUACGAACAGAAUUUGCUUAAUAUCGUUGGCUCCGAGCCACGCUCUCUUCAAUAAGGAUAGAAAAAUCGUGAAAAUUGAUUUUCAAGUAACAGAUAAAUUGAACCGUGCGAAUAAUAGUGUUUCUGGCAAAGCGAAACAUGGAGCACAACCACUGCACGAAUCUUCGAAAAUUUGCACAAUUUCGUGCGAUGAUGGUGAAUCAUGGGUGAUAAGAUGCGGUAUAAAUGGAAAAUUGACUGAAGCCAACACCGAUUUAUUGACAAAUCCGGAACUCCUCAGAGAACCUCCCCACAGAGGUGGAUAUUUGGCAAUUGUGUUGCCGAAAAUCAAUGAUCUGGAUAAAUUGAAAAAAAAUCUCGUUACCCAAGAAGUUUACGACGAGAUGAUGCGUGAACGACGAAAGAAUGAAAUUUCCUCCGAUCGAUCGAACGGCUCGAUGAAAAGGCUUGCCGAUAAUGACCUCGAGAACAUUGCGUCCAAAGAAAAAAUCACAAGAAAAGACGUAGCAGUGGAUGGAACUAAAAUGACUGAAGCGGGCAAAUCAGAACUGUCGCCGACUUGAUUCACUCAAUUGUGAAUAACUUAGAGAUUAUUUUUCUUCAAUUCAAUUUGAGUAAUGACGCAGUUUGUGUUUCAAUCAAUUUAUCGUUUGCAUUGUAUAAAAAUUUUCAAUUGUUGAAUAAAUGAUAUAGAUGACAAAGA